Molecule: messenger RNA, 4174 nt
Organism: Etheostoma spectabile (orangethroat darter)
Lineage: Eukaryota; Metazoa; Chordata; Actinopteri; Perciformes; Percidae
Gene: ermp1
Product: endoplasmic reticulum metallopeptidase 1
Exons: 15
Coding region: 74-2740 (888 amino acids)
Biological process (GO): proteolysis
Molecular function (GO): metalloexopeptidase activity
Source: RefSeq, a predicted model, not a curated record
GAUCGUCCAGUUAAAAAAAACCAAAAAAACGCCUGAGAGCGACGCUUUGAGCUCAUGUACCGCUGUCUCAAAGAUGGAAAGCGACACCACGGUCAGGAGACUGAAACCCUUCGGAACGCAGAAUUAUGUAGCGCCAGAUAGCGACAGUUCCUUGGCUCGGUGGGGGGGUAACGGCUACAGCGGUGACCCGAAGAGGAAGCCCGAAGUGAGCAUAUAUCUGCUGCGGGAAGGGCUUGCAGCGUCCCUGGUCUCUGUGUUUAUUUUGGUGCUGUGGGGACUUGUGCAUUUGUCGUUACUGCAGCUCGUCAUUGGGAACCCAACCGGCGAGUUCAACGCAGGUAGAGCCAGACGGCACUUGGAGCAGAUCACCAGCGUCGGCCCUCGGCCAGUGGGCAGCCAGGAGAAUGAAGUCCUGACAGUGGGCUACUUAUUGGAGCAGAUUGAGAUCAUCCGGGUUGAGACGGCAGCGGGCCCCCAUCAGCUCACGGUAGAUGUACAGCAUCCCACUGGCACUUUCUCUAUUGACUUUCUUGGAGGCUUUACCAGCUUCUAUGACCGUGUCACCAACAUUGUUGUCAGGCUGGAGCCUAAGAGCGGGGCGCAGCAUCUCAUGCUAGCCAACUGCCACUUUGACACAGUGGCCAACAGUCCAGGUGCCAGUGAUGAUGCAGUGAGCUGUGCAGUGAUGCUGGAAGUCCUCCAUUCUCUGGCCAAUCAGUCUACUCCUCUCCGCCAUGGAGUUGUCUUCCUUUUUAAUGGGGCAGAGGAAAAUGUUCUUCAGGCCAGUCACGGUUUCAUUACUCAGCAUCCGUGGGCCAAGCAGGUGCGAGCCUUCAUUAACUUGGAGGCUGCAGGUGUUGGGGGCAAGGAGGUUGUUUUUCAGACAGGUCCAGAGAAUCCUUGGCUGGUCCAGGCCUACGUUCAUGCAGCCAAACACCCCUUCGCCUCUGUGGUGGGCCAAGAGGUCUUUCAGAGUGGCAUCAUCCCCUCUGACACUGACUUCCGCAUCUACAGGGACUUUGGUAACAUCCCAGGCAUUGAUCUGGCUUUCAUUGAAAACGGUUUUAUCUAUCACACAAAAUAUGACACUGCUGACAGGAUCUUGACAGACUCAAUACAGAGAGCAGGCGAUAACAUCCUGGCGGUCCUGAGGUACCUGGUCAUGUCAGACAAGUUGGCCGAUUCCUCGGAGUAUCGUCACGGCAACAUGGUAUUUUUUGACCUGCUGGGGGUAGUCGUUGUGGCUUACCCAUCCCGUGUUGGCACCAUCCUCAACUACAUUGUAGCCACAGCCACCUUCCUCUAUCUGGCCAAGAAAGCCUCACGGCCAGGCAAUGGGGGUGGCCGAUAUGUUCGAGAUCUGGCCUGUGCUACAGGUGUAGCAGUGCUGAGUUGGUUCGUCACCCUGCUGUCAGUGCUGAUUGUUGCCCUGCUUGUCACUCUGCUGGGCCGCUCCAUGUUUUGGUACAACCACUUCUACGCCUCCAUCUGCCUCUAUGGGGCUGCUGCCACGGGCAAGAUGAUCCUCAUUCACACUCUGGCCAAGAACUUGUACUACGGAGGUGUCCGUUUGGUGGAGCUGGGUGAUCUCUACUUUGACGUGAGCUUGUUGCUGUGGUGCUGUGGGCUGGUGUGGAUGACACUACAGGGCCUGUGCUCAGCCUACGUGCCCAUGCUAAUGGUGGCCUUCCCCCUGGCCACCAGACUGUUGCUGGCAAAAGAAUUUAAACACAGAGGAGCGUCCGUGAAGUACAGUGUGCUCUAUAUGUUGGGCCUGACUUUGCCUUACGUCCACUUCAUGUUCCUUAUCUGGGUGGUGUUUGAGAUUUUCACACCCAUCAUGGGUCGCAGCGGCACUGAGAUACCCCCUGAGGUGGUGAUGGCCUCUCUGGUCACCCUGGCAACCAUCUUCCUCUCUUCCUUUUUUCUGCACUUCAUCUACUUGGCACGGAGCACUAAGUGGAUCCUGGCUGGUCUGUGUUCAGUAUUCAUCAUCACUUUCCUGUUGAUGUCCUGUGGGCUGCUCUUUCCUUAUUCUGGCAGUCCAGACAGCCCGCGGCCGAAACGAGUCUUCCUGCAGCACACAACGCGGACUUUCCACAAUCUCCAGGGUGAAGUGGAGAGCCAAGACUCAGGUCUGUGGAUGAACAGUUUUGACUACACAGGCAUACAGCACAUCAUACCCCACAUCCCUGAGAUCAACGACAGCGUUCGCACUAGCUGUCGUGAGGACCGGCCCUUCUGUGGUUACCCCUGGUUCCUACCGUUGAAGUUCCUCAGCAAAAAGAACUGGUACCUUCCUGCUCCGGAAGCGUCUCCCAGCUCACCGGUGGAGUUCAGCCUGCUGUCCAGGGAAGAGACCAGCUGGGGGACGGUCAAGAUGGUCUUCAGUGUGAAAGGCCCCAGCCACAUGUCCCUGUAUCUGAAGCCUCACCGAGGAGCCAGCCUCUCCACAUGGUCCUUCGGUGACGGGACGCCUCAGUUUGACCUGAGCGGAGAAUAUUUUGUCUUUUAUUCCCACGGCCUUGACUCCCCCACAUGGAUCUUCUGGUUUGAAAUACAGCCUCCCAGGGACCCGGACCCAGCUGGCCCUGAAGGGAUGAUCUCUGUUGCCAUCUCCACCCACUAUUUCUUCGGUCCAGACAGUAGGACUGCUCAACUGGAGGACAUCCUUCGCAGGCUUCCCACAUGGGCUUUUCCUUCGUCUUGGGUCAGUACCUACGACAUGUACCGAUACUGAGGAUGCCACACAUCACAGAGGCCAACGCUCACCAAGCUGAGAGCUGCAAGCUGCAGGGGCCCCCAAGAAAACAUUUCAAGGAACAAUACUGAGGACCAGCCCUGACGCCUUUUUUCUUUCUGACACAAACACACACUCUAGCACACACACUCACGCUCCCUCCCAGCCUGCCUGCCCGAGAGACUCCCAUCACUGGGUCAGUAGGUCUAGUAGCUAACCGAGCAGGAGGACACGCUGAGACACACCAGGUAAGCUGAUCAGACAGCUUACAAAUUGACAAAACUGAACGGCCGACACACUGGCCACCACUAGCCUCAUACCCACUCCUGGGUUUUUUGUUUUGUUUUUGGUACUUAAUCUGUUGUGCCUUUGCUUUACUAAAUACAUUUCACUCCCCUCCUCACUUCCUCCCUUUCUUCUUCUCUCAUGCUUCCUGAAUGAAUAAUGUUGCAUGGCUACUUCCCUUGCAUUCUCUUUAUGAGGAAACCUCUUGUGCCAUGCUCAUACUAGAUGUCUCUGACUUCCUCUGCAGAAAUUACACCACCACUAUCUGCACUGUAGGUGUAGUGACAUACUGAUGGAUCUGUUUGGGAGGGGAAACAAAUAUCUCUUUUGUUCGACUCCUGAUCCGACUUUAACUGGAAACUUUGAAAGUCACUUUGCAUUUAACAAGUUGCUCUUCAUCAUUUCUCAAUUACACCAAUGAUGUGCAGCAAGUCAUACCCCUGUAGCAGAUUGUUGGCAUUCCUGACAUGACAAAUUCAUGUAAGGAAUGCCAACAAUCUGCUGUAAUUGUCAGAGAAUCUGGUAUGCAGAGGCAGAAAACUGUGCCUGUUAAACUACAGCUUCCUGUCCUUUUUAGAAGGAGGAGUCACUUUCUGAAGAUUUCAUGCAGGGCAAAAUUCAGGGUCUUACAUUUUUUAGCCUGGUGGGUUCAACCGAUGUGUAUUGAUUUUGGGUGCAAUGAGACCAGAACUCUUGAGCGUGACUGGGUGUUAAACCAGCAAUGCAACUCCACACUCAUUAACAUUAUCAGUAUCAGUCAGCUUGUUCUCUCUCACAUUAUUUACAUUUGCAGUUACUGUAAUAUGUCGUAUUAAUUCAAACUUGACUUCUGCUCUGUGCUACAACCUAUCUCCAGCAGCGCCAAUGAAUGUCUAUUUCAUAUGCUAAACCAGGAAUAAAGAAAACGAUCGGAAGAUAAAAAGAUACCGUAAAUAAGUUAGUUCUGACCCUAAAGGAAAGUCAUCCAGUCUGCAUAUCUUGGCUGCAAAUGAAGAUAAGUUCACCAGACCUUGAUGCAUUUUCAGUUAAUUGUACCACUAAAAUGGCAUCAAAACAGAAUAAUGUAGCUUCAUUUGAAACCAGUUAAAAGAAACACAAAUGUGCACAUUUUCAACGCUAUAGCAAUAAAGAUGAUAUAUUAAUCCAAGU